Molecule: messenger RNA, 1467 nt
Organism: Fusarium keratoplasticum
Lineage: Eukaryota; Fungi; Ascomycota; Sordariomycetes; Hypocreales; Nectriaceae
Exons: 7
Coding region: 1-1467 (488 amino acids)
Biological process (GO): carbohydrate metabolic process
Molecular function (GO): polygalacturonase activity
Source: RefSeq, a predicted model, not a curated record
AUGAAAGCGUUUCUCAUUACCUCUUUGCUCUCAGCCCUUUGGGCAAACGCCCAACUGAUUGGUCCCGUCGGUCCAACAACAGCCUUGUCACAGAAGACACGCGAGUGCAGCAUUCUAGACUAUGGAGCUGUCAACGACAACUCGACUGAUGUGGCAGACUCUAUUGAGAAAGCUUUCAAGACUUGUGUUCUACCUCAUCCCGGAAGCCGACUCAUUGUGCCUGACGGAAGGUACUUGAUCAAGCGCUCGGUUGUGCUUUCGAACGGCACAAAUUGGGCACUCCAACUUGAUGGCCUUAUUACGCUUGCUUAUGGCGGUAAUUGGACUGUCGAUCGUGAGUUGAUAUUGCAAGGUUUUGCGGGAGUCGGGCCGCUGAACGCAACUAUCAAUGGUGAAGGUGACGGCCAGUUCUUGCAGAAUGGACUCACCAUUAUCAACCCCGUCGACUUUGAAUUCUACUCCAGUAAUGGAAAGGGCGCCAUUCAAGGCCAGGGAUAUAUCUAUAGAAACCUAGCAGACACAUUCCGCCCAAGGCUCAUUAGGCUCAUUUCGCCCAUCGACACUGCUGUCCACGACAUCAUCCUCGUUGACAGCCCCAAGUUUCACAUCGUCUUUGACUUUGCCCAAAACCUCGAGGUGUACCAUCUGACCAUCCGUGGAGCUAACUUGGGCUCCUACGAUGGAGUUGACGUUGUUGGAACAAACUACUGGGUCCACGACAUUGAAGUUACCAACCGAGACGAGUGUGUAUCUGUCAAGAGCCCUUCCAACCAUGCACUCAUUGAGAACCUGGUUUGUAACCAAGCUGGUUCUGGUAUCUCGAUUGGCAGUCUUAACGUGUCUGCGUCUAUCUCCAACAUACACGCGCGGAACAUCAACAUCAUUCAGGGCAAUAACAUAGCUUUCAUCAAGACCUAUCCAGGAGGCUCUGGUCAUGUCACCAACAUAACCUUUGAGAACUUCCGAUCCAAGGCAUCACUUUAUGGCCUAGAUAUCAAUCAGUAUUGGCAGAAUACCUUUGAGCCCGAUACAGGAGCUGUGGCUUUGAGCAAUCUUGUCUUCAAAAACUUUUCCGGAUCUGUCGCUGAUGGAGCAAAACGGCCUCCCCUAUUUUUGAGUGCCAAUGACUUGUCCUUUGCCACCAACGUAACAGUUGAGGACUUCACCAUUUGGACCGAAUCUGGAACCUCUGUUGUUAAUAAGAUCAGCAACGUCUAUGGUCAUGGUGAUGACUCAUAUGGAGAGGCAGAUAGGGUUAAGUCACUUGCUUCUGGCCAGUCACCUACGCCCUAUACUAGUACCUACACGGUCACAACAAAGCCUUCAGGUUGGACUGCUCCAUCGUUUCCCACUUGGGCUGCAGCAAGCACAGGAUAUGGAACCGAUGUACCUAUUCCUGUCUAUACGCCGGCUGCUCUCUGGAAGCCCGAUGGCGAUUACGAUAAGCAUUAUUGGGGUUCCUUCUAG